AUGAAGAUUCGAUUUAAAUUCCGCAACAGAUUCCACGUUCACGAAAUUUCUGCGGAAGAUGCGCAUGUGAUAGAUCUACUUCGAUUGCUCUGUAAGUGUUUUUUUUCACCUUCCGGACGGACCAAUUUGUACCAUAGUCCAAACGUCCAAAUCAGUCUGAAUGCGAAAGAUUUCAUAGGGCUAGCCGAGUCGGACGUUCCAAUUUCCACUGUCGGAAUUGUCAACGGUGACAUUGUUUACGUGCAAUCCCUAGAAUUACUGGACGAUAUUCGACAUUCCAUGGAGCACGAGCUCUUCACUUCUGUGGAUGCUUUGUGCAACCGAGUGUCGCUUGCCAACCACAAUGUCCUCUCGUUGUUCGUUUUGCCCGUCUAUUUGUGCGCUAACGAGAAGAAACUCCAGGUACUGUACGUUCUCUGUGAUCACCGGGUUGACCAGUCCUCCAAUGAGUUGGUUGAUGUGGUCAAUCUGGCUUCCACUGCUCUUCGCUUGCGGUUCGUUUAUGCUUCGACUCCUGAGAUCCAUAUCACCUUCACCGUUUACACGGUUGGCAACCUGAUCUGCAUGGCAGCGAGCUGCAAGGAAGCCCAACUGGCCCGACAACUGAUCCUAUCGCUUCGUGAUUAUCUGGUCGUUUCGGCGCUCGGUCAACAAGUCAUCCCUACACCCAGUUUCCUUUUCAAAAAUCUGCAACUGCUUUCCAACCGAAUCAAAGAUGAAUUAAUCGAGCCAAUGUUAGUGAACAUUCAUGCUGAGCUAGGAAUGCCAGAAAGGAUAAUGCUCACGAAUCUCCCCUUUGAAAUACUGACCCGAAUACUUCUGUACCUCCCUCUUUCCACACUGGGCAAACUGAUGCUGUGUAACUCAUUUCUCUAUCAACAAAUCAAAUCUUGUGCUCCUGUUUGGCGUGCCUUGUUGGCCACCCUGAACGCAAAGAAACAACCGCUCUUGAAUGCGGCGCUGACCCGGCAACUUCGAAUGCAACAGCAGCGGCAACAACCACCAGCUGAAUCUAAUGGGGAACCUGCUUCCGAACCUAAUGAGUCGAACACACAAAAUGACAUUGCGCCCAUUGAAGUCCCUUCAAACGUGGAGGAUCUCAGUGUGGACGAAUCUCCUGGACAUCCCACCCUCUCCUACGAGGUCGGGUGCGAUAUUCGCAUCGCCAGUGCUUCAAUAACGGCUUGUUACCGUACAUCAUUGAUCAACAAACAAUUUGUUAUCCACUCGCUUGCUCACGAAAUUUCAGGUUUACGCUUUGCUCCCAAGCCCCCCCCCUCCGCGUGGUCCAUCCGCUCCGCCUAUAUCCACUCUCUAAACCUGACAUGUCACCCAAAGGAAGCACGAGGCUUGAGGUACUAUCAGGUUGUCCGAACCUGGACGAGAUCAUUCGAGAUGCGGAGUUUGGGUCCAAACCACAAACCUUUCGGUCGACAAUUUCGCGCCUUAACCAACGGGCUGUCUGUCCCGUACACCAUUAGUUCACACUUGGCUUGUUUACCUCAUGGCCAACUGUUGGACUAG
Molecule: messenger RNA, 1524 nt
Organism: Opisthorchis viverrini
Lineage: Eukaryota; Metazoa; Platyhelminthes; Trematoda; Opisthorchiida; Opisthorchiidae
Exons: 12
Coding region: 1-1524 (507 amino acids)
Biological process (GO): positive regulation of autophagy of mitochondrion; autophagy of mitochondrion
Molecular function (GO): protein kinase binding
Source: RefSeq, a predicted model, not a curated record